Molecule: messenger RNA, 1419 nt
Organism: Phytomonas sp. EM1
Lineage: Eukaryota; Euglenozoa; Kinetoplastea; Trypanosomatida; Trypanosomatidae
Source: the annotation of a GenBank genome assembly
AUGAAGCGCUUUCCUUAUCUAUUUCUUAUUAUAAUAGCUUUGUUCUCUGCUUUUCUUUUCGAGGAUGCCCUUGCUGAACUUCCUUGCCAUUACAAAACUCAGCGAUUGGAAUGUGGGAAAUUAGCCUGCAAUAAGACGAAGAAUAUAUGCAUUAACUGCACAGAGGAUGCUGACUGCUAUCCAGCGGCCAUGGAAUGUAUUCUCGUUUCCGGCAAGUGUCGUGUUAAGCCUCUGAAAAAAGGUUUUAGCUAUAGAACGGUGCUGGCAAUGCUCGGUGGUCUUGUGGUGUGUGCGAUCGGGGUGAUUUCUGGGGCCGGUGGUGGCGGCAUUCUUGUGCCACUGUAUGCUGCCUCAAUGCAACUUCCCUUGGAGACCGCGGUAGGAAUUUCUCAGGUCACUGUGUGCGGGCAGAGCGUCUUGAAUGUAUACAUGUCGUCUCAAAGGAAAUUUGUAGACACCAUGUGGGACCGUCCACUCAUUAACUACCAGUACCUGAGCUUGUUGCUCCCACUAGGUCUAUUGGGAACCUUAUUUGGGAUACUGAACACGAUACUUCCUGAUAUUUUACGACUGAUAUUUCUCUUCUCGCUACUACUGAUCGUUUUGUAUCGUACAAUAAAAAAGACCUUAAAGCAAUAUAAAGAAGAUAAAAGGCGAAGAAAUGCCAUGUCACCUUGCGAAACCAAUUUCGAUUCGUCGCAGCCAUUCGCGGAAACUCAGGCAACGCCUGAGGAACCUGUAAUCCAUCGUAUACCACAAGAACAGUACCCCAUUAAAAAUUUACUUACGUAUGUAUUUUAUUUUAUUGUAUUACUUGUAUCGGGUAUUAUUCGUGUAUACUGCAGAUGUGGAGGUGUAGCUUAUUGGUUAUCGGUGAUUGUACCAGCUUUAAUUCUCCUCGGAGGGUUUUGCUAUACAUAUUAUCGUUUGAAUCAGUUACACAGUGUGUGCCCCGACGCGAUAACCUUCAAAUGGGGGCGCAAGACUGCCUUGUACUUCCCGCUCGUAGCAAUUCUUGCCGGUGCAGCGGGAGCCAUCUUGGGCAUUGGUGGGGGUAUGGUACUUGGUUUUAUUCUUUACGAGAUUAAUUUGAUCCCAGACGAAGUGUCGGUAACUAGCAACGUGGUUACAUGUUUUAUUGCGCUUACCUCCUCGAUUCGCUCACUUUUAAAAGGUGAUAUACCCUAUGAUUUUGCCAUCGUCUUUUGUUUAGUUGGUGUAGUUAGCACACUGCUUGGAAACAUGGUUUUCUUGAAAUAUAUACGCAAACACGGGCUGAAAUUUCUUAUCAUUAUGUGCUUGGUUUUAGUGGUGGUUGGCUCUUUGGUGGCGACUGGUACAUAUGGCAUAUUUGAUUUAUUAGACAAGAAAGAUAGUGCAGGCAUUUUCAAGUUCGGAAAGUUGUGCAUUCCACAAUAG